Messenger RNA from Anthostomella pinea, 594 nucleotides. Lineage: Eukaryota; Fungi; Ascomycota; Sordariomycetes; Xylariales; Xylariaceae. The record is from the annotation of a GenBank genome assembly.
AUGGCGCCUCCGUUUAAUGAAGCCCAGAUGGAAUAUCUGGAGAAGGGCUGGCAAUUCCGCUUCGACAACGAGCCCUACUUCUCCAACCGCGCAGCGCACGAGUCCGGCCGUCCCCGCGCGCAGGCCAAGACGCCCCGGCAGCUCGGGCUGCUCGAGGCCAGCUUCGCCGCGGACCACUACCCCACCACGACCCAGAUGAUCAUCCUAACACACCAGACUGGGGGCCUCCGGCCCAAGCCGGUCAAGGACUGGUUCGAGAGCCAGCGGCGCAAGCUCGAGCGCAACGGGGGGCUGCUGUUCACCAAGCGGGAUCGGGUGGGCAUGGAUGAGGCGGGUGGUGCGGCGCGGGCUGCGCGCAUGUGGAGACGGUAUGGGAAGGAGGGUGGGCGGUAUGCUAUGGACUUAUGGUUGGGGAGGAUGGGGGGAGGACGGAGGAGGAGUGGGAGCGGAAAUGGGGUGAGGGUGAGGGUGAGGGUGAGGGUGAAGAGGGGUGAAGAGGUGAGAGUAAGUAUCACCUCUAGGAAGAGGAGCAAACCGAAGGUGCAGGGUAUUCCACGCUGGCUCCUAGAGGGUCCCGAGGGCAGGGCAGGGUAG